Molecule: messenger RNA, 1768 nt
Organism: Rhincodon typus (whale shark)
Lineage: Eukaryota; Metazoa; Chordata; Chondrichthyes; Orectolobiformes; Rhincodontidae
Product: 1-phosphatidylinositol 3-phosphate 5-kinase-like
Exons: 15
Molecular function (GO): 1-phosphatidylinositol-3-phosphate 5-kinase activity
Source: RefSeq, a predicted model, not a curated record
GUGGACUGUUUGAGCCCUGCAAACCAUCAGAAGCUUUGUGUUCUCUUCAGUAGUUCUUCUGUUCAGUCAAGCAAUGCACCAAAUCCAUGUGUUAGUCCGUGGAUUGUCACAAUGGAAUUUUAUGGAAAAAAUGAUCUGACUUUGGGAAUAUUUUUGGAAAGAUACUGCUUUAGACCCUCCUAUCAGUGUCCCAGCAUGUUCUGUGAGACACCUAUGGUGCAUCAUAUACGCCGUUUUGUGCAUGGCAAUGGUUGUGUACAGAUUGUAUUAAAAGAGCUGGACUCUCCUGUUCCUGGUUAUCAACACACAAUACUAACAUACUCUUGGUGCAGAAUAUGUAAACAGGUAACUCCAGUGGUUCCGCUGUCCAGGGAUUCUUGGUCUAUGUCCUUUGCCAAGUAUCUGGAGUUAAGAUUCUAUGGCUAUCAGUAUUCCCGCAGAGCAAAUGCGGAGCCUUGUGGUCACUCGAUGCAUCAUGAUUAUCACCAGUAUUUCUCCUAUAAUCAAAUGGUUGCAUCAUUCAGCUUUUCCCCCAUUAGAAUACUUGAAAUUUGCCUACCCCCACUAGAAAUAUACAUCAAACCUCAAAUGCCAUCAAAGCAAUUGAUUGUUCAGGAUUUGAAGGAUUUUUCACAAAAAGUAUCACAAAUCUACUCAGCAGUAGACGAUCGCCUGGUGUCCCUGAAAACGGAUACCUUCAACAAAACAAGAGAAGAAAAAAUUGAAGAUUUGUUUGCACAAAAAGAAAUGGAAGAGGCAGAGUUUCUAAACUGGUUUGAAAAAACUCAAGCAAGAUUGCUGACCUCCUCCGUCGACAACCCUCAGCAGUUGGUAUUUUUGGACGAUUGCUUAAUUACCAAGAAGCAGAAUUUGUGUGAGCUGUUACAGGCUUGGAAUAACAGACUACAGGAUCUGUUUCAACAAGAAAAGGGUCGGAAACGACCAACAGUACCACCAAGUCCUGGUAGAUUGAGGUCAACUGAAGAAACCAAGAGCAGUGUACUGGAUACGUCUCCACGCAGUUCAGCUUUAGGUCUACCAAAUGGCGAUAAAGAAGAUCGCUUAUUGCCCACCAUGGCGGCUAACUCUACCAACACUGCCAAUUCUCAGUUGCUCUCCUGCCCAGAUGUAUGCACCGAACAAGUGUCUGCUGGACCCAAUAUUCCCACAGUGUCUGUUAUCAGUGACCAAGAUACCAACAAUUCUGAUGAUGUAUAUGAUGGACACCUUUUGGGCUCCAGUGACAGUCAAGUAAAAGAAAAGUCAACUAUGAAGGCUAUUUUUGCAAAUCUUCUUCCUGGAAGCAGUUACAACUCCAUUCCUUUCCCAUUUGAUCCUGAUAAGCAUUACCUGAUGUGGGACCACGAACGUGUACCAAUUACAGUAUGUGAGAAAGAGCCAAGUUCGAUCAUUGCAUUUGCUCUCAGUUGCAAGGAAUACAAGAAUGCUGUAGAAGAUCUUGGACGAGAAUGCAUGACGAAUGGGAAUGACGAAGGAAUACAACAAGCAAAUAAUGCAGACAGACCGAAGGCCAACAGUCCUGCAAGACAUUUAGAAAGCAACAGCAAUCAAGGAAAUCGCAAUACAGAAUCUGAGCAGACAUCAAGAAAGACACUUGGAGUUUUGUCAUUUUUCCGAGGUUCAGGGGGUAAAAGCCCUGAUCUGUCCAUACAGAGAAAAGAGACUUUGCGAGGUGCAGAUAGUGCUUAUUACCAAGUCUUUCAAUCAGGGAAAGAAAGGGCAGAGAAUCAAGCUGCAGAGUUACAAG